Molecule: messenger RNA, 1956 nt
Organism: Solanum stenotomum
Lineage: Eukaryota; Viridiplantae; Streptophyta; Magnoliopsida; Solanales; Solanaceae
Exons: 1
Coding region: 78-1811 (577 amino acids)
Cellular component (GO): Golgi apparatus
Source: RefSeq, a predicted model, not a curated record
UUUGUGUCUUUGUGUUUUGGGCCUUAGAGAUUUUUGUGAAUUUCUUGUGGUGGUAGCGAUUGGAAGGAGUAGGAACAAUGGUGGGUCGAUCGCCAAGUUUGCUGUCCCGGAAUGGAAGUUUUAGGCCAGAAAAUCUGGGGCAAAAUGCAUUGGCAAUGAUAGGGAAUCUCUGUUUCACUAUAUUUGUUGUUGGAGUUUUGAUUUUUACUAUAAUGGCUGCAACUUAUGAGCCUGAAGAUCCUUUAUUCCAUCCUUCGACGAAAAUCACUAGUUUCCUUACAUCUAAAUCUGAUGCCACGUUUAAAGCUGAUGACACUGUUAUGAAGACUGGUGAGGACUUUAUUGGUGCAAAUCAGAAAGCAUUUUCUACAUUUAUAAACCUAACAGAUGUCGACGUUUCGCUGUCAGCUACAGACAGUGGCACUGAGAGUGAUCCUGAUUGUCAUGGGAAAACUGAUGAACCAAUUGAUUGUACUGAUCCAGAUGUAUUUCAUUUGUUGAUGAGAGUGGCUAUUGAGAAGUUCAAGGAUAUACAUUUUUACAGAUUUGGGAAGUCAGUCCGUGGAUCGAAUGAUAGUUCGUGCCACAUGGCUUGGCGGUUUAGGCCUAAGGAUGGAAAGACUGCUGCAUUUUACAAGGAUUACCGCGAGUUCGUGGUUUCUAGGUCGGAGAACUGUACACUUAGUGUGGUGAGCAUUGGAGAGUAUCAUACUGGUGGAAAUGCUCGGAAAAGGAAGAGAAAGAGCAAGGACAGAAUUUCAGGUAAGUCAGACGAGGGGUUUGAGAAAGUUGCGAAGACAGGGGGACAAAAUGUUGCUCUGCCUGAGGUUGGUGAAGCUGUGAAUGACUCACUUCCUGUGGUGGAAUCAGAGAGUUCUUUCAAGCGCGGUAAGUAUUUGGUAUAUCAUGGAAGUGGAGAUAGGUGCAAGAGCAUGAACCAUUAUCUCUGGAGCUUUAUGUGUGCGUUAGGCGAGGCACAAUACUUGAACAGGACAUUGAUAAUGGACUUAAGUAUUUGUUUAUCCAAGAUAUACACUUCAUCUGGCGUAGACGAGGAAGGAAAGGAUUUCAGGUUUUACUUCGACUUUGAGCAUUUAAAGAAUUCAGCAUCAGUUCUUGAUCAGGAACAGUUUUGGGCUGAUUGGGAAAAAUGGCACCAAAAAGAUGGACUAUCUCUCCAUCUUGUCGAAGACUUUAGAGUUACACCAAUGAAGCUAUCUGGACUGAAGGAUACUUUAAUCGUGAGGAAAUUUGGUAACGUGGAGCCAGAUAAUUACUGGUACAGAGUAUGUGAGGGUGAGACAGAAUCUGUUGUUCAACGGCCAUGGCAUUUGGUAUGGAAGUCAAGACGUUUGAUGGACAUUGUCUCAGCUAUUGCCUCUAGGUUGAACUGGGAUUAUGACUCAGUUCAUGUUGUGAGAGGCGAGAAGGCAAGGAACCGUGAAAUGUGGCCACAUCUUGCUGAAGAUACUUCUCCAGAUGCUCUUCUAUCUAGUUUGCAAGACAAGAUAGAUGAUGGAAGGAACCUAUAUAUCGCGACAAAUGAACAAGAGACAUCUUUUUUCAAUCCUUUAAAGGAUAAGUACUCUACACAUUUCCUCAGUGACUAUAAGGAUCUUUGGGAUGAAGGCAGUGAAUGGUAUUUAGACACUGCAAAACUUCACAACGGAAGUCCUGUCGAAUUUGAUGGUUACAUGAGAGUUUCAGUUGACACUGAAGUUUUCUUGAGAGGUAAAAAGCAAAUCGAGACAUUUAACGAUCUCACUAAAGACUGCAAGGAUGGUAUCAAUACCUGCACUUCUUCCAGCUAAUCUAUGUACUCGCAAAGGUUUACCACUGUCGCGUUGGGAUAAAUCUUCCGAUAUAUAGGAAAAAAAUUUGAUCAUCAAGAUUUCUGUUAGUUUCUCUUCUGGAAAGUAAAAAUUUGUUUCAUUAGUUAGUACAUUCUCAGUUUUG